UAAACUCUUACGGUCUUAUUCAUAAUCAUUUUUCACAUUUUAUCAAAUGCUUAUUAGAGGUUUAUAAAACGUUUGAUAAAAAUUGUUAUUCAUAAUCGUCAUUUAGCGCUAAAAUCCUCUUAUAACUGUGUGAUAAGUUAUCGAGAGCUCGGGCCUUGUUUAAAGCUCUAAUAAACCUAUUUUAACCUAACUUUUAUAAAUGUCAUUUCAUAUGAAUGUCACUUCGUUGGUUUAUUUAUUCAAAAUAUCCUUGCUGUGAUCCUUGCUUGUGAAAAUGAAUGCUAUAAAUGCAAUUGUGCAUUUAGCCAAUAAUGCCGACCCAGCGCGACGUAGAAAGCUCUACCGCCAACGAAGCAACCCAUUCGAUUUGCGGGACCUAAAUUUUAAAAUAAAAUAUAGGUUCAAUAAGGACACAGUGCGCACCAUCAUAGAUUUGGUGGAAGAUGAUCUGGUUCAGAGCGCUAGAGGUGGUGGCACGUGUCCUGAACUGCAAGUUUUAGUGGCCAUAAGAUGUUGGGGACGUCGUGAGGUACAAGAUGAUGCUGGUGACCUCCAUGGCCUAAGUCAGCCGACAGUGAGCCGGAUAUGCGCCAGAGUCGCGCAUGCAAUCGCGAAUAAGGCAAAUUCCUUCAUCAAAAUGCCUAUCACUAUAGGAGAGCAGGAAAGAAUUAGUGCCAAAUUUAGAGCAAUUAAAAAUUUUCCUGGGGUGAUAGGAGCCAUAGAUUGCACCCACAUUAAAAUUAAAAAAACCGGAGGUGACAUGGCCCAGUACUAUAUUAAUAGAAAAGGCUAUUAUUCCCUGAAUGUUCAGGUUGUCUGUGAUGCUGACCUCAAAAUAAUGGAUAUAGUGGCUAGAUGGCGAGGCAGUACACAUGACAGUCGAAUUUUUAUGGAGAGCAAUAUAAAACAACGAUUUGAGGAUAGGCAGUUUAGAGGACGCCUUAUUGGCGAUUCGGGCUACCCUCUUCUGCCAUAUCUAUUUACACCUAUUUUAAGGCCUAGUCGUCCAGAAGAAGAAGCAUACAAUAAUGCUCACAUCUCAACUAGGAACACUGUUGAAAGGUGUUUUGGGGUGUGGAAGCAGCGGUUCCAAUGCCUACUCCAUGGCUUACCAGUAAGCCUCCAAAAUGGAAAAGCUGUGAUCAUAGCAUUGGCUGUAUUACAUAAUAUAGCCAUUGAUAUGAAUGACACAUUGUUAGAACAACAUAUGGAGCAGGUCCCUGUAACUCCGCAACUUUCGACGGAGAACAGUGUUCACGACAACCGACCUUCAUUGUUGAGGCAUACUGUUCCUGGCAUCUUAAUGAAAAUAAAAAGAAUAUUUGAUUGA
Ostrinia nubilalis (European corn borer) is the source of this 1330-nucleotide messenger RNA. RefSeq names its product putative nuclease HARBI1. Bases 275 to 1330 code for a protein of 351 amino acids. The record is from RefSeq and is a predicted model, not a curated record. The transcript is spliced from 5 exons. NCBI's taxonomy places the organism in Eukaryota, Metazoa, Arthropoda, Insecta, Lepidoptera, Crambidae.